Andrographis paniculata is the source of this 1008-nucleotide messenger RNA. RefSeq names its product nudix hydrolase 17, mitochondrial-like. The record is from RefSeq and is a predicted model, not a curated record. Lineage: Eukaryota; Viridiplantae; Streptophyta; Magnoliopsida; Lamiales; Acanthaceae. The transcript is spliced from 4 exons. The coding region runs from base 174 to 770 and encodes 198 amino acids. Gene Ontology annotation, molecular function: pyrophosphatase activity. Gene Ontology annotation, cellular component: cytoplasm; nucleus.
UGUGUGUUCGGAUGUAUGGAUAUAUAUAUGAGAUUGCUCAAUAGAAAUUGGUCAAUUAUAUAUAAAUAAAGGGAGUUGUAUUUAAUUUGUAUGUGUGUUUAAACUUGAAAUUGAAUUAAUUAGUUUGUUUGUUUGGAAUAGAAUAGAAUAGAAUCAAUAUUAAUUAUUCUUGGAUGGAAUUGAUGAAGAUGCAUCAUCAUCAUCAUGUGUGCGUGGUGGCGCCUGUAGAAGCAGCUCGGACGGGGAGACACUUGCAGAGGUACACCCACAACCAUCGUCGCCUUGUCGUCGGAUGCAUACCAUACCGAUUCAAGAAUAAGAUUAAUGGAAGAAAUGGAAAUAUUGACGAAGCAGCAGCAGCAGCAGCCAGGAGUGAGGACGAACUGGAAAUUCUUGUCAUCAGUUCUAAGAAAACUCCACAAAUUAUGAUGUUUCCCAAGGGAGGGUGGGAGAGUGAUGAAAGUGUGGAAGAGGCUGCCUGCCGGGAGUCACUGGAGGAGGCUGGUGUCGUCGGAAAUGUCGAGGGUGAGCUUGGAAGGUGGGUGUUCAGGAGCAAGAGCCGGGACGACAAGUACCACGAAGGGUUGAUGUUCCCCUUACAGGUGACCCACCAGCUCGAUCUCUGGCCGGAGAAGCCUCUCCGAUCCCGGCAGUGGAUGCCCGUCGCCGACGCCCGACAAGCCUGCACCGCUGCAGGCUCCUAUUUCUGGAUGAGAGAGGCCCUCGACAAGCUCGUCCACAGGCUCAUCACCCACCACCCUCUUACCUAAGCUACAUCCAUAUAUAUUAACAACAACAAUAAUAAUAAUAAUAAUAAUAAUAAUAAUAAUUAAGAAAUUUCGACGCUAUGGGUUCAAACUCCAAUGCCUCCAAGUGAUCUGCCACACUUGAUUCGUCUAAUAUGAUUUAUCUUAUUAAACUUAGUUUGUAAAAUGUAGCACUUUUCAAUAUGAGCUACGGUUGUGACAGCGUGUACAUUCAGUGGAUCUAAAGUUCUAUAGUUACAGA